Colletotrichum navitas is the source of this 1287-nucleotide messenger RNA. RefSeq names its product RlpA-like double-psi beta-barrel-protein domain-containing protein-containing protein. The transcript has 2 exons. The record is from RefSeq and is a predicted model, not a curated record. Lineage: Eukaryota; Fungi; Ascomycota; Sordariomycetes; Glomerellales; Glomerellaceae. The coding region runs from base 221 to 1177 and encodes 318 amino acids.
AAUCCCGGAUACAUACUUAAGAGGCUUCACUGUACCGGUCAUCAAGACAAUUUCCUCAGCAGCAUCAUUCCGAUCAGGCAAGGACUUGGUUACUUUCACUCGCUAGCUAUUUCCUUCGUUCAUUCGCUCCUUGUUUCUAUUUUCACCGCUCCACUAGUUUUCAAAUUCAUUGCCGGUUAAAACAAACAUCGCUUCCGCACUGCCAAGCACAACCUUCACCAUGAUUCCCGGUCAUGUCUCCCACUACGGCAUCGCCAUCCUGGCCGCCUUCUCCGCCGCUGUGGACGCCAAGGCUUGCAAAGCCCGUCACCACCAUCACCACCAAGGCAGGCCUGCGGACAACUCGACCGCAUCCGUAGCCCUACCACCCCAGACAAUGCCUCCUCUCCCUGCCACCACUUUGGCCACUUUCGUCCAGGCCUCGACGCAAUCCUCCCAGGCGAACGCCGCCGAGUCCCCCGCCGUGACCUCUUCCGGCAACCCCUUGAACGCCGGGGUAGCUUCCACCACCACGUCGGCGGCGGUUGCUGCCCUGCAGACAUCUUCGAGUGAGACUUUCAUUGGCCUGGGCACCCGCUACGGCGGCGGCUGCACCGAGAAGGACUGCUGGGAGAACGGCGCCUGCAGCUUCGUUGGCUACGACCUGCCCGCCGGCAUCGACGGGUCGACCUGCGUCUCGGACGACAUCUGGAACAACGGUGCCAACUGCGGCGGCUGCAUCUCUGUGACUUACCAGGGCAAGACUCUCAAGAUCAUGGUCACCAACCGCACCGGCGGCAACGCUACUCACCUUGACAUGACUCCGGACACCUGGGCCAAGCUGACCAACGGGAACCCCGGCGGCGGCGUCAACGGCAUCGAGUGGGAAUGGAUCACCUGUCCGUUCGCCGACUCCACUCCCCUCCAGGUCCACAUGCACGGCGGCGCGUCCCAGUACUGGUUCGCGGCCACGAUUGAGAAUGCCACCCUCCGGACCAAGAAGCUCGAGGUCAGCAGCGACCAGGGCGCCACCUGGAAAACUGCUACCCUCCACGACCCCAACAUGUGGGAGAUCACCGGCACGCUUCCUAGCGCCACCUGCUGGGUGCGCGUCACGAGCGUCAACGGCGAUGAGGUGGUUGUCAAGGACGUCGCUCUCCAGUCUGGCAAGAUUACUAAAGCUACAGAGAACUACUGAGUUGAAGGGGGCGGCUAGAGAGUCUUUUGAGAGUGGCAAUGAGUUGGAUACUCGCGGGGCCUUACUAUCUUUUCUUGGACAGCUAGAGGUUGUUUAGACUUUUAUCACUU